AUCUGCUCCUUUACCCUUUUUAAUAUUUGUUUUCUCUCAUGCAGCUCUUUAUCACAGUGAUGGACAAACUUCGACUUGAGAUUCGUGCCAUGGAUGAGAUCCAGCCUGACCUGAGAGAGCUCAUGGAGACCAUGAAUAGAAUGAGCAACAUGCCUCCAGAUUCAGAGGCCAAAGACAAAGUCAGCCUCUGGUUAACCACACUAAGCAGCAUGUCUGCAUCUGAUGAGCUGGAUGACUCCCAGGUUCGCCAGAUGCUCUUUGACCUGGAGUCUGCCUACAACGCCUUUAAUCGUUUCUUACACUCUUCUUAAAUGUUCCUUCCCUCUCUGAGCUCUCUGAACUCUUUUCCACCAGCUUUUUGUUUUUGUUUUUUUAUCAAACCUUUGUUUCAUUUUCCCUAUUUUGCCCAUGUCUUGUAGGAAUGUAGGAACUUUAAAUUCAGUUAGAGUACUGCUUAAUAAGGCUUAUAUUGUUCAGUAAUACAAUCAGGAUUAUAUUAUUUACAGAUUUGAAAAUUAGGAGUAGGAGACUUUUUUUUUAACGUAAAGAGAUUUUUCUAUCACAUGGUAGUCUGAAAGUGUUCUAUAGAAUGGCAAUAGCGAAUACAAUAGCCAACUGAGAUGCAACGAGGGCGUUAUAGGGAGGAGUUUAUUAUAGGCAAAAGAUGAUUGCAUGUGUUGAAUGAACAUAUGAAUUGAUAGUUUAUGGAUCUCAUAAUAUCUUCUAGAACAAGGUCUGAUACUGAACUCUCAGUACUGCAUUU
Molecule: messenger RNA, 763 nt
Organism: Sinocyclocheilus rhinocerous
Lineage: Eukaryota; Metazoa; Chordata; Actinopteri; Cypriniformes; Cyprinidae
Product: vacuolar protein sorting-associated protein 28 homolog
Exons: 3
Coding region: 39-311 (90 amino acids)
Biological process (GO): protein transport to vacuole involved in ubiquitin-dependent protein catabolic process via the multivesicular body sorting pathway
Cellular component (GO): ESCRT I complex
Molecular function (GO): protein-containing complex binding
Source: RefSeq, a predicted model, not a curated record